AUGUCCCCUCUUGCUUUCGAUCUUGAGUUUUUGGAAGACGCGAAAGCACUUUUGCCUAACAAUGACUCAAAUGAACCAGACACGAAAGAUCUCAAUGCUCGUCGUCUCGAGUGGAUCGACACCCAAGAAAAGCGAUAUGGUCAUUUACCAGAUGAUCCGAAUGUCACGGUGACUGCUUUAAAGAUACCUUUCCCUGGACACAGCGAACCGGUCUCCGUGUACCAACUAUGUCCCACACGAGGAGGAGAAUCGACUUCACCUUUUCCUGCUAUAAUCCAUACCCACAGUGGAGGUUUUAUUUAUGGUUCAGUUCCAUACCUUCUGAAAAGACUCAAGCAUCAAGCCGCGGAAUGUGAGGUCCAAAUUUUCAGUGUCGAUUAUCGUCUUGCGCCCGAGUUUCCUCACCCGAUCCCAAGUCUGGAAUGUUGGACCACCUUAAAUUGGAUACAUGCCAACGCCACAGAGUUGAAUGUUGACCCAGCUCGCAUCGCAGUCAUGGGGGAAAGUGCAGGAGGAAAUCUCGCCGCAGCGACCGCUGUGAUGGCCCGAGACCGGGCAUUACAACCACCGUUAGCCAAACAGAUCCUUGUUUAUCCAAUGCUUGAUGACAGCACUAUCUACCCAAAUCAGGAGCUGGAGCGACUAGCAAUUUGGAAUCAUGAUGAUAAUCGAGAUGCUUGGGGAGCUUAUCUGGGAAACUUGGAUAAAGUGGGAGGGCCAAACACAGACCACUACGCUGCCCCUGCAAGAGUGCUAGAUGUCGCUGGUCUUCCUUCAACAUAUAUGGAAGUGGGCGGACUCGAUCUCUUUCGGGAUGAGUGUAUCAAAUAUGCCAGUCGCAUUGCGAAGUGCAACAUUGACUGUGAAUUGCACUUGUAUCCCGGCGUGACACAUUCGUUCGAGGCGAUCGGGCCUCGAGCUCCAGUGUCCGUCAGAGCAUGGGCAAAUCUGAAGGCAGCUAUGAUGAGCUUCUAA
This is a messenger RNA of Penicillium malachiteum, 975 nucleotides long. RefSeq names its product alpha/beta hydrolase. Lineage: Eukaryota; Fungi; Ascomycota; Eurotiomycetes; Eurotiales; Aspergillaceae. The transcript has a single exon. Gene Ontology annotation, molecular function: hydrolase activity. Bases 1 to 975 code for a protein of 324 amino acids. The record is from RefSeq and is a predicted model, not a curated record.